Messenger RNA from Diaporthe citri, 2163 nucleotides. RefSeq lists its product as uncharacterized. Gene Ontology annotation, biological process: double-strand break repair via break-induced replication; DNA replication; DNA replication initiation. Bases 1 to 2163 code for a protein of 720 amino acids. The transcript is spliced from 4 exons. Gene Ontology annotation, cellular component: nucleus; MCM complex. NCBI's taxonomy places the organism in Eukaryota, Fungi, Ascomycota, Sordariomycetes, Diaporthales, Diaporthaceae. Gene Ontology annotation, molecular function: DNA replication origin binding; 3'-5' DNA helicase activity; ATP binding. The record is from RefSeq and is a predicted model, not a curated record.
AUGGAUCGUGGGUCUGUACAUACCCUUCACGUCUUCCCCCAGGAGGAAGGGGAGGACACCAACCUCCAGGUUCAGAAACAGCUUGAGACCUUCAUUCUUGAGUUCAGGCUCGACAACGUCUUCGUCUACAGAGACCAGUUGCGCGAGAAUGCGCUCCUUCAAAAAUACUACUGCGACGUCAACAUUGGCGACCUGAUCAAAUACAACGAGGAGUUGGCGCAUCGACUGGUCACAGAGCCAGCAGAGAUAAUACCAUUGUUUGAGAAUGCGCUGCGCAAAUGUACGCAAAGAAUUGUCUUCCCUCACGAAGCAAAGAUCAGCCUCCCGCCGCACCAACUUCUACUGCACUCCAACGCCGAAGAUGUGUCUAUCCGAAACCUGGACUCCCUCACGAUAUCUCGACUUGUGCGGGUGCCCGGAAUUGUCAUUGGUGCCUCUGUCAUGUCAUCCAAGGCGACUGAGCUGCACCUCUCCUGCCGGAACUGCGGCUACACCCAGCUCAUAGGCAUCGAUGGUGGCUUCUCGGGCGUGACUUUGCCCAGGAGGUGUGGCAGGCAAAGGCAAAAGGGCGAUCCAACGGACCCGUGUCCCCUCGACCCCUACUUCGUCGUCCACGAGAACUCGAAGUUCGUCGACCAACAAGUCAUUAAGCUGCAGGAGGCGCCCGAUCAGGUACCUGUUGGAGAGCUGCCACGGCAUGUGCUCAUCUCUGCUGAUCGAUACUUGACCAACCGCGUUGUACCCGGAUCAAGAUGUACUGUUAUGGGCAUCUUCUCGAUCUACCAGAACAAGGGCAGCAAGAAUUCAUCCACAGGUGGCGCCGUUGCCAUCCGCACACCGUAUCUCCGAGCUACCGGAAUCCAAACGGAUAUUGACCAGACCGCAAAGGGUCAUUCCAUUUUCUCCGAGGAGGAAGAGCAGGAGUUCUUGGAGCUCAGCAGGAGGCCGGAUCUUUACCAGGUCAUGGCGAGGUGCAUCGCGCCAUCCAUCUAUGGAAACGACGACAUCAAGAAGGCAAUCCUGUGCCUGCUUUGUGGCGGCUCGAAAAAGAUCCUACCUGAUGGAAUGAAGCUCAGAGGUGACAUCAACGUCCUCCUUCUUGGUGACCCUGGUACCGCGAAAUCGCAACUGCUGAAGUUCGUCGAGAAGGCUGCUCCUAUCUGUAUCUACACUUCAGGAAAGGGCUCGUCGGCAGCCGGUCUGACUGCCUCCGUGCAGCGAGACCAGUCCACUAGGGAGUUCUACCUGGAGGGUGGUGCCAUGGUGCUUGCAGACGGUGGCGUCGUAUGUAUCGACGAGUUCGACAAGAUGCGUGACGAAGACAGAGUUGCUAUCCACGAGGCCAUGGAGCAACAGACCAUCUCGAUCGCCAAGGCAGGCAUAACCACUAUCCUGAACGCGCGGACUUCUGUCCUGGCCGCUGCCAACCCCAUCUUUGGCCGCUACGACGACAUGAAGACCCCCGGCGAGAACAUCGACUUCCAAACGACUAUCCUUUCCCGUUUCGACAUGAUCUUCAUCGUCAAGGAUGCGCACGAGCGCGGCCGUGACGAGAGCAUCGCAAAGCACGUCAUGGGCAUCCACAAGGGCAGCACCGCAGCCGAGGCUGAAGUCGAGUCUGAGAUCCCUGUGGAGACAAUGAAGCGGUACCUGAGCUACUGCAAAUCACGCUGCGCGCCCCGCCUCAGCCCAGAGGCGGCAGAGAAGCUGUCGUCGCACUUCGUGCAGAUCCGCAAGCAGGUGCACGCGUCGGAGCUCGAGGCCAACACGCGGUCGUCGAUCCCGAUCACGGUGCGGCAGCUGGAGGCGAUCGUGCGCAUCACCGAGUCGCUGGCGAAGCUGACGCUGUCGCCGAUCGCGACCGAGGCGCACGUGGACGAGGCGAUCCGCCUGUUCCUGUGCUCGACCAUGGACGCCGUCAACCAGGGCGGCGCGAACCAGGGCGGGCGCGAGCUCGGCGAGGAGGUCGCGCGCGUCGAGGCCGAGCUCAAGCGCCGCCUGCCCAUCGGCUGGAGCACCAGCCUCGCCACCCUCCGCAGGGAGAUGGUCGAGGGCAAGGGCUUCAGCGAGCAGGCGCUCAACCGCACGCUCAUGAUCAUGCAGAGGCGGGACACCAUCAUGUUCCGGAACCAGGGCGCGCAGGUCUACAGGAACGGGGCUUGA